UUUUAGAUUGUUAUGUUAAAAUGGAAAUAAUAACAAUUUUCCAUUUAUAUAUGUAUAUAUUAUUAUUUUUCUUAUUAUGUAGAAAUAUCUGAGCUUAGAAAAACAAAAAAAAGAAUCAGGCGAAACUUCUGACAAGUAUGAUUUAUGGAUGCUGUAAACCUGUAAACAUGAGUCAUAAAGGUUAUGAAAAACGUCAAUAAGUCACGUUGCGUCGUGGACUCUAGGCGGUGACAGUUAAUGAGUUAAUUCCCGGUUCUUCACUUCAAUAGAUUUAAUAAAAAAUAUAAAUAUCUGUCUUUGGUCUGAUUAUUAUUAAAAUGUUUACGGAUAAGUCCUUCGACCCAGUUGGCUUUAGUUCACAAACGUCUUCUGAGAAGUCAGGAAAGUCGAAUAAUGUACAAACUGACGUGGUAGUUUACGACGAUGGUUCUUUUCAAAGUACAGAAAAAAAGAGUGUUGAGACACAAACACUGACAGAACCUAAGAAAACUCCUGAAUUCGACUAUGCAAGAUUAGCAGCAUUCUUGAAACGUGUUACUCCAGGAAUUUUGGAAGCACUUGACGAAACAUAUGGCACCAAUGCCUUUGAAGAUUACAAUCCAGCAACUACCAGUGAAUCAUUUUCUGCAGUUCAAUGCCUCGCAAAACUCAACACUUGGGAAAACCCAGACUUCAAGACAAAAAUAAGCGGCCUAACAUGGAGUACUGGUGGUGGAUCACUCGGCUUAUCGUAUAGCGUUACGUUCCACGAGAAUUGGUGUGAUCACCUCUCAAAAAUAAAACUUUACUAUUUUACAAGAGACAACAAAUUUCCCUCAGCACCCAACAAAGUUUUGGAAGUCAAUUCUUGCGUUACGUCUCUUUUGUAUCAUCCAAGCGAACCUUCAAUACUCGCCGCUGGCUUAUUCAAUGGUGACGUAUUGGUGUGGAAUCUUCGGGAUGACAUGUCAGUGACACCAGUCCAAGUUUUCGCCCAUGGUGAUUAUGUAUCCCAGUUGCAAUGGCAAACAAAGAUUGUCGGUGAUGCAUCCGUUUUGGUUUCUGCAAGUGCGGACGGCUACAUUUUAAUCCACAAACUUCUGGCGAAUUUCACAACAGUUAAUUUACACAAAAAAUUCAAAGUAGCUAAGGAACACAAUCCAUCCGAAAAUGCAAGACCACGAAGUGCAGGAGGGAAUCGAGAACGUGCGGUUGAAGCUGGACUAACCAUCACCAGUUUUGAUUUUUCUUCCAAGGAUCCUUCUCUUUUCAUUGUGGGGACUCUCUGUGGAGGAAUUUACAAAUGUAGUAUUGACCAAGCAGUCUCAGUAGAAGGUGAUGAAUCCAUUUUAGAUCCAGUCAUUAGUGAAUAUAAUAGAUAUGAAGGCAGUGUCAUAAGUGUAAAAUGCUCGCCAACUCGGAAUCGUUUCGUGACUAGUGGCACAGAUAAAGAAAUCAGAAUUUAUGAUUUUGAUCAAGCCGCUAGCCAGAAAAUUAUAAGCCUAGAAAAUACAGUGAUUGGUCUGUCGUGGUGUGUUGGAAAUAAGGAUGUUUUUGCAGCGUAUGGUGCGACUUCCAUUGUAGGAUUUUAUAAUAUUACUACUGGCAAUGCCUUACCAAAUGUAAUACUAAAAUCGGAAAUUAGAGAAAAUACUAGCAGCUUAAGCUUUAAUUCCAAGAGAGAUCUGGUCGCUGUGGGAGACACUCGAGCACUACUCGAAAUUUGGAAAAUUCCUCGAUACUAUUCCUAGGUUUUAGAAAACGGUAUUUAUUUUUUGCACUACGUUCCAUGCUCAAUAAAAUGGAUAUUUCCAAUAUGUUAACUUGUGAAUGAUUUAAAAGCCAGUGACCUCCGUAUUUUACUCGGGGCGUGGGAGUAGUUUUGGAAUGUCUAAGCAUAUUAUUCGACUCUCACUGCCGGAACAGCAAUGCUGUGGCAUGACUCGAAAUAGACGCUUGAGAUGAAAAAGGAAUGAGAUACGGUCUCGUCUCUUUUGAGAAUCUAAGUUGGCUCAUCUUUUCCACUGCAAGAAUGCCAAGAAGGCUACAACUUAUGAACACAAAUAUCUGAUAAACACAUUAGAAAAAUUUUCCAUAAUAAAUAUUCAGAGGAAGUC
This is a messenger RNA of Belonocnema kinseyi, 2096 nucleotides long. Its product is annotated as WD repeat-containing protein 34-like. Gene Ontology annotation, cellular component: cytoplasmic dynein complex; ciliary plasm. Gene Ontology annotation, biological process: intraciliary transport. The record is from RefSeq and is a predicted model, not a curated record. NCBI's taxonomy places the organism in Eukaryota, Metazoa, Arthropoda, Insecta, Hymenoptera, Cynipidae. Gene Ontology annotation, molecular function: dynein heavy chain binding; dynein light chain binding. Bases 318 to 1730 code for a protein of 470 amino acids. The transcript is spliced from 9 exons.